AUGGGCGCAAAAAAAUCGAAAGAAAAGUUUGGGUCAGUCUCCAGUACAGGUGCAUCUAAUACAACUAUGACAACAACAACGCCAUCAACACGUCAGCGCAUGGCCCAAAACUAUCUGUUGGUUUGGGUCGAUGCAACCAUCGAUCAAAACAACAAAGAUUGCCAGGAUACGUUGACACAGCUCCGUACUGUUGUCAAUGAUGUCAUUAUGUUCAAUCAAUCAGAUGCAUGCAUUCAAUUUCUCGAUCAAACGAAUGAUGAACAAGCUUUCGUUAUUACGUCGGGAUCGCUUGGUCAACAUUUGGUUCCUGAAAUUCAUGGCAUGCCAACAUUAGGUGCUAUUUACAUAUUUUGUGGCAACGUAUCCUAUCAUGAACAAUGGACCAAGAAUUGGAACAAGAUCAAGGGUGUUCAUAAUAAUAUCAAGGACAUCUGUGACGCCUUAAACGAAGGUGUCAAACAAGUUAAUCAGGAUUCAAUCCCUAUUAGUUUUGUCACGACGAAUGAAGUGGUGUCCAGUGACAGUCUGAAUCAACUGGAACCAAAUUAUAUGUACACACAAAUAUUCAAGGAUAUUCUCCUUAAAAUGGAACAUGAUCAAGAACAAGCCAUCGACAUCUUAGCAGUUUAUUGUUGCAAAUUUUAUUCGGACAAUAUUGAUGAAUUAAGUGUUAUUGCUGAAUUCAAGCGUGAUUAUCGUCCAGAACAAGCAAUUUUGUGGUAUACACGCGAGUGUUUUACCUAUCAAAUGCUCAAUCGAGCACUUCGAACAUUGGAUGCCGAUACAAUUAUUAAUAUGGGAUUUUUUAUUCGUGAUCUUCACCAACAAUUGCAUCAACUACAUGAACAACAACUUUCGAAUUAUCAUGGUGAGCCGUUUUUCGUUUAUCGAGGACAAGGUUUGUUCAAAACAGAUUUCGAGAAACUCAAAAAAACAAAAGGUGGUCUCAUGUCGUUUAAUAAUUUUUUAUCCACCAGCACGAAAAAAGAUGUUUCCCUUCGGUUCGCCAAGGGCGCCUUAGGAAAUCCAGAUAUGGUAGGAAUACUUUUUAUAAUGACUAUUGAUCCUCGUGUCUCAUCAACACCAUUCGCCUCUAUUAAGGAGGUUAGUUAUUUCAAAGCAGAAGAAGAAAUUCUCUUCUCUAUGCACACUGUGUUUCGAAUAGCUGCAAUUAAACAAACGGACAAUGAUGAUCGACUUUAUGAAGUUGAACUUCAACUAACUGCUGACGAAGAUGAACAACUUCGACAAUUGACUGACUGUAUAAGCAAAGAGGUUGACGGUAGCACAGGAUGGCACCGAUUAUGUAAUUUAUUACGUAAAACAGGUCAUUUCGAUAAGGCUGAAGAACUAUAUCAAGUAGUAUUAGAACAACCAUCGAGUGAGGAUGACAAGCCAUUUUAUUAUAAUAAUCUUGGAUAUGUCAAAGACCAGCAAGGUCAUUAUGAACAAGCUAUCGAGUAUUUCGAAAAAGCACUUGGAAUGUGGGAAAAAACUCUUCCUGCAAAUCAUUCUUUGUUGGCUACUUCACACAACAACAUUGGUAGUGUGUAUAAGAAUAUGAAAGAGCACUCGAAAGCACUUUCAUUUUUCGAAAAAGCACUUGAAAUCAAUGAAAAAAUUCUCCCUGAAAAUCAUCCUCACAUGGCUAUGUCCUACAACAACAUUGCCAGUGCGUAUAAUGGUAUGAGGGAGUACUUGAAAGCAAUUGCAUUUUAUGAAAAAGCAGUUGGAAUUAAUGAAAAAGCUCUUCCUGCAAAUCAUCCUGACUUGGCUAUUACCUAUAACAACAUCGCUAGUGCUUAUGAUGAUAUCGGGGAGUACUCGAAAGCAAUUGCAUUUUAUGAAAAAGCGCUUGGAAUCCAAGAAAAAACUCUUCCCGAAAAUCAUCCUGACUUGGCUACUUCCUACAACAACGUCGGUCUUCUAUAUUAUAACAUAAAAGAAUAUUCAAAAGCACUUUCAUUUUACGUAAAAGCACUUGGAAUCCAAGAAAAAACUCUUCCUACAAAUCAUCCUCACUUGGAUAAUUCCUAUAACAACAUUGGUAGUGCGUAUCAGAACAUGAAGGAGUACACGAAAGCACUUUCAUUUUAUGAAAAAGCACUUGGAAUCCGAGAAAAAACUCUUCCUACAAAUCAUCCUGACUUGGCUACUUCCUACAACAACAUUGGUAGUGUGUAUGAUAACAUAGGAGAGUACUCGAAAGUACUUUCAUUUCAUGAAAAAGCACUUGGAAUCCGAGAAAGAAUCCUUUCUGCAAAUCAUCCUGACUUGGCUGCUUCAUACAGCAGCAUUGGUAUGUUGUAUUAUAAAAUGGGAGAGUACUCGAAAUCAGUUUCAUUUUGUGAAAAAGCACUUGGAAUCCAAGAAAAAAUCCUUCCUGCAAAUCAUCCUGAUUUGGCUGCUACGUACGGCAGCAUUGGUAUUAUGUAUGAUAUCAUGGGAGAAUACUCAAAAGCACUCUCAUAUUUUGAACGUGCUUAUGAUAUUACGAAAGUUUCAUUACCACCAAAUCAUCCUGAUCUUAAAGCUGUGAAAGAGGUUGUUGACAAUGCAAAAAAGAAAUUAUAA
Adineta steineri is the source of this 2574-nucleotide messenger RNA. NCBI's taxonomy places the organism in Eukaryota, Metazoa, Rotifera, Eurotatoria, Adinetida, Adinetidae. The record is from the annotation of a GenBank genome assembly.